Molecule: messenger RNA, 1500 nt
Organism: Selaginella moellendorffii
Lineage: Eukaryota; Viridiplantae; Streptophyta; Lycopodiopsida; Selaginellales; Selaginellaceae
Product: vicilin-like seed storage protein At2g28490
Exons: 7
Coding region: 1-1479 (492 amino acids)
Source: RefSeq, a predicted model, not a curated record
AUGCAUGCACGAAGCGUAAGCUUUGAUAAGAAGGCCAAUUGGACAGGAGAAUGGAACCCCAUCUUUCUUCUCCCGCGUGUUCUUGAGGCCGUCGUCGCGCGGGGAGGAUUCCGGCUCGAUGCGGCGUCCAAUGGCGAUCGAGAGCCGCGGCAUCGCGAUCGCGAAGACGAGGGUGAGGACGAUGAUCGCGAAGGAGGCAAAGAUCACGAUGAGGAUGAUCGCGAAGGAGGCAAACAUCGCGAUGAGGACGACGAUGAAGGGCACAGCUCGAAGCACAAGGGCAGGAACCCAUUUGUUCUUGAGAAGCCUGUGGAGAUAGUGAGCACCGAGGCGGGGAAGAUCCACGUUCUUCCCGGCAGGAAGGACAAGGCUGGCGUUUUGGGAUCGAACAACAUUGGUGUUAACUUCAUCACAAUGGAGCCCAAGGCGCUCCUCCUGCCGCAGUACAUCGAUGCUCCUUGCGUCCUCUACGUUCUCAAAGGAAAGAUGAGACUUGGAUGGGUGGAAGAUGGAUUGAACCAGCAAGACCUUGAAGCUGGAGAUAUCUAUGUGAUUCCUGGAGGCCUCGUCUUUUACAUCCUUAACACGGAUGAGGCACAGAGGCUGCGAGUUUUUGGCAUGUUCGACACCUCAGAAAGUCUCGAGACUGGAGUCUUCCAAUCCGCGUUUGUUGGUGGUGGAACAAAUCCACUGACCAUUCUCUCAGGUUUCGACUCGGACGUUCUAGCUGCGUCCUUCAAGGUGUCGUCCGAGGAAGUGAUUGAAGUGCUGAGCAACCAGGACCAAGGUCCGAUCGUCUACACAUCGCAGGCACGGUUCCAGGAGCUUGUUUCCAGGAAAUCAAAGAGCUCAAGAGCCUCCUGGUCCUGGUCCUGGCUGAACUACAUUUCCAGCUUUUCGUCAGAGCUCUUUGACAAUGGUGGCGGCAAGUCCAGUUCGCCUGCCAAGCCUUUCAACCUCUUUAAGAAAAAGCCCGACUUCGAGAACGACAACGGCCGGACAAUUGCUGUGGAUGGACGCCAGUACGCUCCGUUGCGAAACGCUAGCGUUGGAGUUUUUGCAGUCUCGCUGAAACCCGCCGCUAUUCUUGCUCCACACUGGAAUCCACGAGCAGCCGAAAUCGCUCUAGUGACCAAAGGCCAAGGCGUCUUCCAGAUCUCUUUUCCAAACGGUACCAGCGCGCUCAACAAGUCCGUCAAGGAGGGCACCAUCGUCUUUGUUCCUCGCUACUUCCCGAUGAGCCAGAUUGCUUCUCGCGAGGGUGCUCUCGAGUUUGUGGGAUUCAGCACGUCGGCGGCACCCAAUAAUCCCCAGUUCCUGUGUGGUGCGAGCUCGGUCUUGAAAGCUUUAGACGAGGAGACACUCUCGACGGCAUUUGCGGCGCCACCGGAAAAACUGAAGGAUUUUCUCGGCUGGCAAAAGGAUGCUGUCAUUCUUGCUGGAUUUGUGGAGGAAGACUAUAACGCCAGAUUUUUCUAGUCUUGUAAAAAAGUAUCCUGU